Molecule: messenger RNA, 1539 nt
Organism: Botrytis deweyae
Lineage: Eukaryota; Fungi; Ascomycota; Leotiomycetes; Helotiales; Sclerotiniaceae
Exons: 1
Coding region: 1-1539 (512 amino acids)
Source: RefSeq, a predicted model, not a curated record
AUGUCUACAAUCGGCACCAACAGUUCUUCCCCUAGUCGCCUAACCUUCUUCACUCCCCCCCAAUCCCCUAGAGCCUCACAACUAAGCACUCGACGAGCCUCCAAAGUCAUAACCGCCAGUCCACGAAAAAGAGUUUCCUUCCCCGUCUUUCCCGAAGAAAUCGAAUUACCAAACCGUCAAACCUCAUGGCGACAGAAGCUAGCCAACAUACCAAGGCUAUGGUCUGAAUUCAGUACCUCGUUUCGCCAUCGCAUUUCCAUAAAAAGACUCAUCAAGAUAAUUCUUCUUAUCUACGCAACUGUACUUAUCAUCCGCAUCGUUGAUAUUCGCAUCUCCCUGGGGAAGAAUCCUUGGUACGAAAAAAAAGAAGAAUAUACCCACGAGGGAGAGAAAGACUUCCCCCACGAGAGAGAAGAAGAAAAUUUUCGCGAAAGGAAGCAAGACUUUCAGCGCGAAGAGAAGCAAUCUGCACAUGGAUAUGAUAAUCGCGAUGGAUCUCACUUUUCACACCAACUCGAGCCCUACGAGUUAGUCAGUCCAUUGUAUGAUCUCGCAAAUCUAGAUAUAAGUCCUCAGCUUGAUGUCAUACAAGAUGCAUAUUCCGAUGCGCGAUAUGGACUUAACAGACUGAGAGAUGGUCUACCACAACUGUCAAAAGCUUCUCCAGGACUAAGUACCAAAAUUCGAAGUUUUCGAGAUCAGGCCUGGACAGUCUCCGAAGCUAUUGGAGGGUUUUCAAAGUUCGUGGAUGUUUAUGUUGGCACCUUUAAGCGAGAAACAGACCAUCUAAGGGAACAACUCGCCAAAGUGAAACCGGGAGAUGAACUUGCCAAUCUAAAUCUAGAAGAUUGUAGAAAAGCGGGAGUAGUUUGGAUCAAUCAUUAUAAACGAUUGAAACUAAAGAUAAGAAAUAUGUGGAGGACGAAAGAUGUAUUUUCAAAUGUUUUUGACUCAGCCAUUAGAGAAAGGAAAAAUCUUGAAAAAGCCCUGAGGAAAGCCGAGUCCGGUAUGACCAAAGAAGCAAAAAAGCAGGAAUGGAAUAAUUUUGAUUUUCCCUCGGCAUACCAAUUUCUUGAACGAUUUAGUCGGUGCAGAACUAAAGACAAAAAUUGGGGGGGCUAUGAGGAAACGAUCAAAGAGUUGAUCAUAUACAUUGAUGUAUCACUCAAGGCUGCUAAUGCACAAAUCGAAAAUUUGAUGGCAGAAUUCCAGCGGAUUUUAAGCGUUGACGAGAACGAAGCAGAUGUGGAAUCGAUCGAUUUUCCGACAAUUUUCAAUCAAAUGGAGGCGCUGAAUCUUACCUUUGAGAAAUAUGAGCGGGUCAAAGCCCUGAUUGAACGCACGAGAGAGAAAUCGAUGAAGGAUUUGAGAAGAAGAGCUCAUGAUUCGAAAGAUAGGAUUAGAUACUAUAACUAUGUUGCUAGCCAACAAAAAGAGCGUCUUGAUAAGCAAAUCAUCACCCCGAGGGAUAGGAAAAGGAAAGAAUUUUUGCAGGAGCUGAGAGAAAGAAGAGUCAAGCAGAGUCAGAAAGGGAGGUAA